AAUCAAAACCGACAACCCGUGCAACCAACCAAGCCAACUUUUGGACAAACUUCUCCAAAAUAUGCCUCGUGUGGGUUUCAAACACCAAACCUCAUGAGAGGUAUUUUGUUGCGUGUUUUCAUAUCAUUUUGUUGUAAAUCUCUCUUCUCAAAAUUGUAAUGUUUACCUAUCAAUAUUAUACUUCAGGAAUCUAAGAUUGUAAUGGAGUUGGCUUUAUUUAGAAUGCGUCGAUUUCUUUGAUCAAAUUUCAGUCAGUGUGAUGUGAUGCUGUCUUCUUUCUCUUUGAGUUUGAUCUGUUCCAUGUUGAUUGAAAUUUCUCAAAUAAGCUGCUCCUUCUCCCAAGUCUAAAGGUAACUCAUUAUUGAUUAUAAUUGACAUUCAUGCUAUUUUGCUUAAUGUUAGGCAUUGAUCCAUCUAUAAGGGCAGAAGUUUGGGAAUUUCUGCUUGGUUGUUAUGCAUUGGGAAGCAGUGCAGAGUACUGAAUGCAUUUGAGAGCAUUGUGUAAGGGAACAUUACCAGGAUCUCAUAAGGCGGUGUCAAACAAUGCAUUCAAGCAUUGGAACUGGGUCACUUGCCUAUCCUGUAGGAUCCAAGGUUAUGGAUAUGGGGCCAUCCUCCAAAGAUGAAAGGCAAAGGGAAACUAUUGUCAAAAGUUGACAAUCUUCCAUUGAUAAUACUGAUAACAUAGAAAAUUCUUGUGACUUGAGCAUCAAUUGUACAGAUAUGUCACAUGCUGGCCAAAGGGAAAUUCCAAGUGAUCCCACCGAUCUUGUCACCUUGAGGAUGAGUACUUAUGUGCAGCAUGUGACUCUUCUUCUUUUAUGCCUACUCCUGGACCAUACAACAGCAGUUCCCCUAAAGUAGGAAGAGAAUAUCACAGACCACAUUUUGUAACUGAAACAUAUAUUGAUUUUCCCCUGCUACCAGUCAUAGAUUUGUUUGAUAGUGGACAAGAUGAGAAUGACUUUGUUCCAUAUGAGGAUGACAGUAUGCAUAGUUUCCAAAUUAAUGAAAAAUCUGAGUUAAU
Messenger RNA from Rubroshorea leprosula, 1027 nucleotides. NCBI's taxonomy places the organism in Eukaryota, Viridiplantae, Streptophyta, Magnoliopsida, Malvales, Dipterocarpaceae. The record is from the annotation of a GenBank genome assembly.